Messenger RNA from Xiphophorus maculatus (southern platyfish), 1385 nucleotides. RefSeq names its product inositol polyphosphate-1-phosphatase (gene inpp1). Gene Ontology annotation, biological process: phosphatidylinositol phosphate biosynthetic process. The transcript has 6 exons. Gene Ontology annotation, molecular function: inositol-1,4-bisphosphate 1-phosphatase activity. The record is from RefSeq and is a predicted model, not a curated record. Lineage: Eukaryota; Metazoa; Chordata; Actinopteri; Cyprinodontiformes; Poeciliidae. The coding region runs from base 225 to 1361 and encodes 378 amino acids.
CGAAUGUUUCAGCGUAGCUCGCGGGUGGAGCGUCCGCCCUUCCUGCGGUUGGAAACUGACGUAAACUGAGCAGGCAGGCAGAGCUCAGCGUUAAUUAAACGCUUAAAAAUAAUAAUUUGACUGAAAGUCCACAUCCUCCUCCUGAGCUCGUUGCAUUUUGAGCCAAACCGGAAAACGCAGCCACCGAGAAGGAGAUAGAAAGCAGGCUGUAACCUGGCGUUGACAUGGCCGACCUGCUGAGGCUGCUGCUGCGGGUGGCUGAGAAGGCCGCAAACGUGGCUCGCAUCUGCAGACAAGAGGCUCCUCUCUUUCAGCUCCUGGUGCAGGAAAAGACCGGAGAAGACAAGAACAAGAAGUUUGUGCAGGACUUCAAAACACUCGCCGAUGUGGUGAUUCAGGAGAUGAUCCGGCAUGACGUGAGAGCUCAGUUCCCAGAGAUGGGUGGGUUCAUUAAUGGAGAAGAGUCAAACAAGUUUGAAAAUGGGCUUGGAGAAAGUGUGACUGUUACCGUGUGCAGCACAGAGGAGGAGACCGCAAAGCUCCUGGCCACCGUGUUGGACGGCGACCAGACGGCGGCGUCUCUGCUGGCUAGGGCCGUCCACCAAGACCCGUCCACCAUCGAGGCGGGCACAGACGGACUCACAGUUCCGCUUAAACCCUCUGAGCUCGGCGUCUGGAUUGACCCCAUAGACGCCACCAGUCAGUACAUAGAAGGGCGCGAGGAAGUGGUGGAAGAGGGCCGCCUGUCUCCUUCAGGUCUGCACUGUGCGCUGGUUCUGAUCGGGGUUUACCUGCGGAGCACAGGUGAGCCCGUCAUGGGCGUGAUCAACCAACCGUUCAACAACAAAGAUCUUGCUGGCACAGGCUGGAGAGGAAAGCACUACUGGGGCGUGUCCUGCGGCAGCACGAACAUCUGCUCAGAGUCCAGACCAGGAGAGCGGUCUGAGGGAGGCCUGUCCGUGGUGCUGAGCUCCAACGAGAAGCAGUCGGUGAAGGAAGCUCUGACCUCAGUGUGCGGCCCAGACAAGCUCAUGUACGCUUCUGGAGCCGGCUACAAGAUCCUGUGCGUCAUCCAGGGCCUGGCGGACGCCUACGUCCUGUCAGAGGGCAGCACCUUUAAGUGGGACUCGUGCGCUCCUCACGCCCUGCUGCGGGCCCUGGGAGGGGGCGUGGUGGACUUGGCUUUGAGUCUGCAGCAGUCAGAGAGCGGAGCACAGGAUCCCAGGACAGAACUGACAUAUCACCAGCCUCGCGCUGAUCGAUCCGGAGCAGUCCGCUGGGCCAAUCAUGGCGGCCUUGUGGCCUACAGAGACGCUUCUCAGCUCCGCAGCAUCAUGGGAGCCCUGAGAGGCAAACUGUAGGUAUAAAAAAAAAAAAAAAAAAAA